Messenger RNA from Nymphalis io (European peacock), 2499 nucleotides. RefSeq names its product histone chaperone asf1 (gene asf1). Gene Ontology annotation, biological process: DNA replication-dependent chromatin assembly. The coding region runs from base 231 to 881 and encodes 216 amino acids. NCBI's taxonomy places the organism in Eukaryota, Metazoa, Arthropoda, Insecta, Lepidoptera, Nymphalidae. Gene Ontology annotation, cellular component: nucleus. The record is from RefSeq and is a predicted model, not a curated record. The transcript is spliced from 2 exons. Gene Ontology annotation, molecular function: histone binding.
GUACGUCAUUUUGCCGCACGAAGCGUAGCGAUCGUAAAUUAUUUUCGUCACGUGAUCGUUUCAACCGCCAAAAUAAGUGUCAUUUUUCGCCGACAGCAUAAAUUUCUGUUACAAAGAAACGGUAAUUUGUUAUUUUAAUCGUAUUUGUUUCUUGUUUUACAAAUAAUUUACAUCAGUUUAAAUAUUUAUUAUAAAAGUUCUAAUUAAUCGCUAUAAAAGCGAUCAAUAUAAUGGCUAAAGUGCAUAUAACCAAUGUCGUUGUGCUAGACAAUCCAAGUCCUUUUUUUAACCCUUUCCAAUUCGAGUUGACCUUCGAAUGCAUAGAAGAACUCAAAGAAGACCUCGAAUGGAAAAUGAUUUACGUCGGUUCUGCGGAAUCUGAAGAGCACGAUCAAGUAUUGGACACGAUUUACGUUGGACCGAUACCAGAAGGUAGGCACAUGUUUGUUUUUCAAGCCCCACCUCCAGACGUAACACGCAUACCAGAAAACGAUGCUUUAGGGGUCACUGUGGUACUAUUAGCGUGUUCAUAUAGAGGACAAGAGUUUGUCAGAGUUGGUUAUUAUAUUAAUAACGAAUACAACGAAAGCGAACCGGAAUUAAGAGAGAAUCCCCCAGCUAAACCACAGUUCGAUAAAGUAGUUAGGAAUAUAUUGGCGUCAGAACCAAGAGUGACUAGGUUUAAGAUCAAUUGGGCUGAACCGGACGCAGCCGUUGCGACAGACAGCGGAGAUGGCAAUUUGGAGACGUCACAUGCACCGAGCAAUGAUUCCUAUGGAGCGUCUUUCAAUGCUGAUAGUCAAAUAAGUGGUAUUGAGUUCCAAGGUAGUCUGAGUGGUUAUGGAGACAACUCAAAUUCUAUUGCUCCCAUGGAGUGUUGAGAUUGGUGAGGAAUUAAUUAUGGGAGUAAAUAAUACGUCGGUGAAUUAAACAUAUGGAAUUUCUAUAUCGACUGAAAAUAAUGAAUAAGCAAACUUGUGCAUAGGUUGAUGCAUAGAGAUGAGGAAUGGUCAUUAUGGAUUAUGUAUAAUGUAUAUUGUAAUAAAAAAAUCUGAACCGAACUUGCUUGUAAAUAUUAGACUUGCUUGUAGAUAUUAAAAUGUGCCAUCUGAUGGAAUAUUUAUAAUAUUAUUUUCAAUUAUGACAUCUGAGCCGUUAUUUCUUAAUGCCUAAAAUUACACUGGCUCAGUUGUUAUUCCAUCUGUAUUGUUUAUGGUAACCGGAUCAUAGUGUACAGUACCACUAUUUCUGAGUCGGUUAGCCAUUCAAUAGCAUUUAAUUUUAAGUGUCAGAUCAGUGUUGCCAGUGUCAUAUUUUCAAUUGCCAUGUUCGGAAUUGUAAUCAAAAGAAAUUAGUUUAAUAAUAAAACAACCUAACUAACUAAAUUAAUGAACUAAAUCGCUUAAAUAACAUUUAAAUAUAUAUAAUUCAUCCUUUAAUAAAAAAAUAUAUUGUUAUAUAUGAUGAGAAAUUGCUGUACAUUUGGCCGAUUGCCAUUGAACAUGGCAAAUGCCAAUGGUAACACUGCUUCAGAGUGUCCCUCUUUAUAUUGGUAUAACAGUUUUACAACGGAGAUUUAAUAUCAUGAUGUACAGUUUAUUCAAAGUUAUUAAUUUAAAACAAGAAGAAUUGCUAUCACUUACGACAUUUGUCUAAUUAGAACUUCAUAUAUUUCUAUAAUAGAAUUGGUAUCUUGAAUGUUAAAAGUUAAUUAACAGCCUCUUCUUUUUGAGGAGAAGGAUUGAGCUUACUCCACCACACUGCUCCAAUGUGGUUUGGUGGAUAUCCUUAAAUCAUCGAAUAUUUCGUUCCAUGACCAAAUGAUAUUGAUUCAAAAAUUUGCAUUAAUUCUUUUGUUAGAAAUUAAAUCAUUCGAUUACUACAUUGAUUAAAUAAAUAUGCAAUAAAUAAACGAAUUCGAAAAAUUUUAAAAUAUUUUAUCUGUAAUUAACAAUUAAUGUCAAAAAAUGUCUUGUCAGUCUCAAGCAUAUAUAUGACUUUGAAAUGAACUGAUGAAUAUGGUAUAAACUUUUGCGCGUUUAUGAGCAAACAGUUUGCGUAGUUAAGCGCGAUGAAAUGAGUUGUGUUGCCUAUAAUCUCCUUUUGAAGUUAAACAAAUUAUACAUCUUUGCUUAUGUUUAUGUAUUAUAUAUAUCAUAACUGUUUUAGCUGAUGACGUGAUAGAUGAUCAAUGAUCUUUCACUUUAUUUUACAAUUCAGGGUCAUUGUUAUUCAUUUACCUUAGAUCUUAAAGCAUUAUUUGUUUUUAAUUCCUAAAGUGUAAUAAAAACUCUUUGCGGAUAGUGACAUCUUUGCAUGAUUUAAUAAAAAAAACAUAGUACAAAGUCCUUUGCAAGCAAGUUCGAAGCAAUCACAUGUAAGUAACUGUUGAUCUGUCGGUACUGUAUUUAUUUUUUUAUUUAUUAAGUAUAAUGUAACAAUACUUUGUUGAUAGCGGAAAUAUUUUUACCAAAACCGAACUAAUAUAGAUAUAAAAUA